GUGCGAGCUAUUUUGCGGCUGCGAGCUGAUUCCUACAACAGCGACACGCGUGGCGGCACGGCGGGGCAGGGCUCGGUGUUUUCAGGCGCCUUCUUCCUCCACGUUAACUAUUUCCAAAGGCCCGAAAGGGGAUUAAUCAGGUUCUAAUCGGUGCCUCUGGUGCAGCAGAGUACUUCCACCAUGCCAAACCAAGCAGAGAUCUUUGAAGAACUGGGCAUCCCAGGUCAUGUGGUUGCUGCGGCUGGAGGUGGGGGACCGGGCCUAACGUCUGGAGUUAAUGCAGAUGAGCUCGGCAAUGAUGCAACCAUGGAAGGGCUGUGGGCCAUGAAGGCCAUGGAGCAUGCAGAGAUACACUUCAAUCUCUUGUGUGCAGUGGACCCCAAAAUGUUGAGGCUCACUCCCAAGGAUGACUUUAUUUAUGAGGAAUUCAGAAAAGAAUUUCCAGACUUCAGUAUUGGGAAGCUAGAGGAAGAAUCACUCAAAAGUCCUGCAUCAAAGGAGAAAUGGCGACCAUUCUGUCAGAAGUUCGAGAAGGAGGUGGAGGACUACAGCUUUGCCACUCUGGUACGUCUUGAUCCUUUGGAGGACUACACUGAGUCAAACACCAUCCUGGUCACCCGCAUCCAGUUUUUCUGCAUUGAAGUUGCUCGUAACCGGGAGGGUCAAAAUGACUCCAUAAGAACCAGAUUUAAGCCCAAACCCCGCACCAAGAAGACCCAGCAAUAGCAGCUAGAAUGUUUGCAUCUCCUUUGGUUGGUCUUGGUAUGCUUGAUAUUAACGUGUGCAAAUAUAAAUGUGCAUUUGUAUGAAUGUGUAUUCACCUCUUGUUUCUACAAUUUCUUCUUAAUAUCUGUUAUAAAUAUAAAAUGUAUUUGAA
Messenger RNA from Eriocheir sinensis (Chinese mitten crab), 877 nucleotides. RefSeq names its product protein PBDC1-like. The record is from RefSeq and is a predicted model, not a curated record. Bases 181 to 726 code for a protein of 181 amino acids. The transcript has 6 exons. Lineage: Eukaryota; Metazoa; Arthropoda; Malacostraca; Decapoda; Varunidae. Gene Ontology annotation, cellular component: cytoplasm.